Molecule: messenger RNA, 1323 nt
Organism: Acanthosepion pharaonis
Lineage: Eukaryota; Metazoa; Mollusca; Cephalopoda; Sepiida; Sepiidae
Source: the annotation of a GenBank genome assembly
AUGGGGGUUUUGAAAGCAGUUGUCACGGAUCAAAAUCACAACGAACAGAAAGUUGUACCAGUUGAGACAACAGAUGAAGAGACAAAAGCCCUCUUUGUUGAGGCAUUCAUAGCUAACAACCGAUUAGACUACAGCACUCAACUAAUGGGUUACCAUGGAAAGUACUUGGAAUGUUUUCUGAAGACUCAGAACCACCUGAUGCGUGCUGAUGGACCAUUACCCUUUACUUUCCGGCAUUAUAUUGCCAUAAUGGCUGCUGGUCGGCACAAAUGCUCAUAUCUCAUCCGUCUACAAGCAACAGAGUUCCUGUUGCAAGGUGGAGAUGCAGAUUGGCUCAAGGGUCUUGAAUACAUACCACAGAAACUCCGUGAUCUCUCUGAAAUCAACAAAUUACUUGCCCAUAGACCUUGGUUGAUCAAUAAAAAUCAUAUUGAGAAGCUUACCAAAGGCUCCAACAAUUGGUCAGUGUCUGAAGUGACCCAGGCACUGAUAAUCCUCUCUCACUUCCACACUUUAUCAGGGUUUAUUUUUGGUUGUGGGAUCAGUUCAGAGAUUGAUGAUGACUUAGGCCACACUUAUCACCAGAGUUAUGACGAUUCUUAUGAGAAUGGUUGCCAUAGUGAUGACGAUGAACAGUCCUUUGAUUGUACAGAUGGAGGUAUUGAGGCUCUUCUGGAACGUAUGAAACAGUUAACAGAGACGCGAGAAGAGACAACACAUGAAGAAAUGCUGAAAGGUUUUGACAAAGUUGAAUCACCUAAUCUUGAUUUGAGUUCAUCAAAUGAAGUUUUAAAUGCCACCAAAGCUGAUAUCCUUAGAUAUGUUGAUGAACCCGAUUUCACAUACCAAGACUUUGCAAAACGGCUAAACUGUCAAGAAAUUGCUACAUUCCGAGCACAAGAUUACUCUUGGGAAGAUCAUGGUUUCUCCCUUGCUAAUCGGCUCUAUCCGGAAAUAGGAAGCUUACUUGAUGAGAAGUUCAGAGUGGCAUACAACAUGACAUAUAACACAAUGGGGGAUACAAGAGAUGUUGACACAACAGCAUUUCGACGAGCCAUCUGGAAUUACAUUCACUGUAUGUAUGGUAUCCGCCAUGAUGACUACAAUUAUGCUGAAGUCAAUCAGCUUCUUGAGAGAAAUCUGAAGGCCUAUGUUAAAACAGUCACAUGCUAUCCUGAGCAGGUAUCACGUAAAGACUAUGACAGCGUGAUGAGAGAAUUUAAACAUUCAGAAAAGGUCCAUGUAAAUUUAAUGAUGUUAGAGGCUCGUCUCCAAGCUGAACUGCUGUAUUCUUUAAGGGCUGUCAUGAGGUACAUGACCUGA